AAUUAAUUCCAAGCAUGAGGGAGUGAGUUUUGGCGCUUACACAGUUUCAGUCCAGUCUCCAGCUGCAGCGUGGUUGAACUAGGAGCAGCAGACAGUAGUAACUAACUAGUAAUAAUGGGAGAAGAAGAAGAAGAGGUGGAAGUGCAAUCCCAACCCGAUGAUGUACCUAAUUCCAACGAAGUCGAAGAGUACUACUCGUGGCCCGUGCUUCGUUUCGAUGUCCCUCCUCAUAGAACCUAUCACUUCCACCGCCAGUUCACUACUCCCACUAACCCUAACAAUUUCCUCAAGGCCGUUAAAUGGUCCCCCGAUGGCUCCUCUUUCCUCACCUCUUCCGAAGACAACACUCUCCGCCUCUUCACACUACCCGCCGCUGAUACCGUCAUUCCUCUUAAUAAUGCUUCCGACGAACAAGAUUCUUAUGCUGCGAGUCUAGUCAUGAGUGAAGGAGAGUCUAUACAUGAUUUCUGUUGGUAUCCUUACAUGUCUGCAUCAGAUCCGGUGACCAAUGUUUUUGCCACAACUACUCGCGACCAUCCCAUACAUCUAUGGGAUGCUACAUCAGGCCAGUUACGCUGCACAUAUCGGGCAUAUGAUGCUAUGGACGAAAUUACUGCUGCUUUUUCUGUCGCUUUUAAUCCUGCUGGAACUAAGAUAUUUGCCGGAUACAACAAAUGUAUUAGGAUGUUUGAUUUGCAUCGCCCUGGUAGAGAUUUUGAAUUGCAUUCAACUGUAAAAGAUAAAAAAGAAGGCCAGACGGGUAUUAUAUCUGCAUUGGCUUUUUCUCCAUCUCAUACUGGCAUGCUAGCUAUGGGCUCUUAUAGUCAAACUACUGCUAUUUAUAGGGAAGAUAACAUGGAGCUUUUGUAUGUUUUGCAUGGUCAAGAAGGAGGAGUCACACAUGUCCAGUUUUCCAGAGAUGGUAAUUAUUUAUAUACCGGAGGUCGGAAGGAUCCUUAUAUACUAUGUUGGGAUGUGCGCAAAGCUGUCGAUUGUGUCUACAAGUUAUACAGAUCUGCGGAAAACACCAAUCAGAGGAUACUGUUUGAUAUAGACCCUUCUGGACAGCAUCUUGGUACUGGUGGCCAGGAUGGUUCCGUCCAUAUAUAUGAUCUUCAAACUGGGCAGUGGGUGUCAAGUUUUGAGGCUGCAUUAGAUACGGUUAACGGCUUCUCUUUCCAUCCGUUUCUGCCCCAUGCUGUGUCUUCCUCAGGCCAUCGUAGAUUUGUAAUUCCAGAUGAUAGCAAUGAAGAUUUGUGUUUAAGGGGUCGUGAAAACUGUGUCUCUGUUUGGAGUUUCUAUUAUGAUUCAAAGAUGGAUGACUUCAAGGACGAUGGCAGUUUCAAUAAUCAGGCUGGAAAUGGAUCCUUUGACUAAAGUUCUUUAAUGUUUUUGCAGUCACCUUGUACGAGUCCUGUAAAACAAUGUUUCAUUUUAAUGCAGCUGAUGAUCAAAAUGGGUCAUUGUCUAGUUGUUCAUUGUUUGACAACAAGCUGAUCUAAGUUUUGCAUAUAUGAUAUAAUUCAUUCUUGUAAAUUUCUAAGUGGAGAAUGGACUGUGAAGUUCAGCUCGUCAGUUUGUUGGGUGAUAUUUGCCGCUCUUCUUUAUGGGGAAUGCA
Molecule: messenger RNA, 1618 nt
Organism: Cicer arietinum (chickpea)
Lineage: Eukaryota; Viridiplantae; Streptophyta; Magnoliopsida; Fabales; Fabaceae
Molecular function (GO): protein binding
Source: RefSeq, a predicted model, not a curated record